AUGAUACCCGCGCCGCUUAACGAUCCGUGCAUCGCGGCGUCGUUUUCAGAGGCCAACCGCAUCGCAAAACGCACGUGGACCCCAACAGUAUGGGAACAGCGAGCCACAAUAAUGAGAGGAUCCGUCGCGUUUACAGUGCAGAACAAUUUACAGAGUCAGGAAGAAGAUAUUCCGUUAUUUAUCAUAAGUUUGAAAUUGCAAAAAAAAAAAAAACAGCGCGUUGCAAUAUACGCGAACAACGGCCGCCAUGAUGGCGCCAAGGGGGCCGCCAACUCAAAUAUUUCUGGCGGGCCUGAAAAGCCAACGGCCGCAGACACCACAUAA
Molecule: messenger RNA, 324 nt
Organism: Trypanosoma theileri
Lineage: Eukaryota; Euglenozoa; Kinetoplastea; Trypanosomatida; Trypanosomatidae
Exons: 1
Coding region: 1-324 (107 amino acids)
Source: RefSeq, a predicted model, not a curated record